Molecule: messenger RNA, 1834 nt
Organism: Lagenorhynchus albirostris (white-beaked dolphin)
Lineage: Eukaryota; Metazoa; Chordata; Mammalia; Artiodactyla; Delphinidae
Gene: HPDL
Product: 4-hydroxyphenylpyruvate dioxygenase like
Exons: 1
Coding region: 309-1424 (371 amino acids)
Biological process (GO): aromatic amino acid metabolic process
Molecular function (GO): 4-hydroxyphenylpyruvate dioxygenase activity
Source: RefSeq, a predicted model, not a curated record
GCAGUCACUGGCUCCGCCCCCCUCUCUCGCCCCGCCCCUGUACUGGCUCCGCGUGGUUCUCUAGAGCCACAGCUCAGACUCGGUGGUCUCCAGGCAGCCCCAGUUUGGCGUGCUUAGGCAGAGGGAACCGCAAGCCCCCAAGUGGUCCGUUUGUGGCUUCUCCCCGAAAAAGAUCGAGGAACGCGGUCUGCAGGCAAAAUUGGACUCCACCGGCUUCUGACGACAAGCCAGGGACUGAGAGUCUCCGAGUCCCGGACAAGUGAUUGUCCCCAGGGGAGGGACAGGCCGGGGACGCCAUCCAGACCGCCAUGGCCGCGCCCGCCCGCCGUCUGUGCCAUAUCGCUUUCCACGUGCCGGCAGGGCUGCCCCUCGCCCGGGAUCUGCAGCGCCUCUUCGGCUUCCAGCCCCUGGCGGUGCGGGAAGCAGACGGCUGGCGGCAGCUGGCUCUGCGGAGCGGCGACGCGGUCUUUUUGGUGAACGAGGGCGCGGGGCCCGCAGAGCCGCUGUACGGCCUGGACCCGCAUCAUGCGGUGCCCAGUGCCACGAACCUGUGCUUCGACGUGGCGGACGCGGGCGCCGCCACCCGGGCGCUGGCGGCGCUCGGCUGCAGCGUGCCGGUGCCCCCUGUCAGCGUGCGGGAUGAGCAGGGCGCCGCCACCUACGCCGUGAUCAGCUCGCCGGCCGGCAACCUCAGCCUGACGCUGCUGGACCGCACUGGCUUCUGCGGGCCCUUUCUGCCCGGCUUUAGGCCUGUGCCCUCCGCACCUGGCCCGGGCUGGGUCAGCCACGUGGACCACCUGACCUUGGCCUGCACCCCCAGCAGCUCCCCAAAACUGAUGCGCUGGUUCCACGACUGUCUAGGCUUUCACCACCUGCCGCUGAGCCCAGGUGAGGAUCCGGAGCUGGGCCUGGAGGUGGCAGCAGAGUCCGGGCCCGGGGGGCUGAGGCUCACUGCCCUGCGGGCCCCUACGGGUAGUGCUGUCCCUACCCUCGUGCUGGCCGAGUCCCUGCUGGGGGUCACCAGCCGACAGGACCAGGUGGAGCAGUUCCUGGCCCGGAACGGGGGACCUGGACUGCAGCACGUGGGGUUAUACACACCAAAUAUCAUGAAAGCCACUGAGGGUGUGGUAGGGGCCGGGGGUCAGCUCCUGACUCCUCCUGAGGCCUACUACCAGCAGCCAGGCAAGGAGAAGCAGAUCCUGGCUGCAGGGCUAGAGCCUAGCCUGCUGGCCCGACAGGGGGUCUUGCUAGAUGGUGACAGAGGCAAGUUUCUGCUUCAGGUCUUCACCAAGUCCCUCUUUGCAGAGGACACUUUCUUCCUGGAGCUGAUUCAGAGGCAGGGGACCACUGGAUUUGGCCAGGGCAACAUUCGGGCCCUGUGGCAGUCCGUGCAGGAGCAAGCUGCCAGGGUCCAGGAAGCCUGAGAAGGGCUGAAGCUGGGUGUAGCCGCCUGUCCUGGAGCACUGGGGAGUCCAGCACAGGGCCUGCUGGAACUGAGAGACACCCACAGAGGCCUGGAGUGAAAGGCUUUGUCUUUAGGAGCCAGGUGUGGCCUCCAUCUCAUCGUGCCAGAAGUUGAAUCUCACAGGGGUCCAAAGAGAUGGGACUUUUUUUUAAACUGUGAAACGUUUCUCAUAUUGUCUAUAUCUAACAUAUAUGCAAAAUGUAAAGAAUAAAGGAAUUACACAAUUAGGAAAUAGAACAUAACCAAUAUUUUUGAACCCUCCUUGUGUCCUUCUCUGACCCCAUUUCUCUCCACCACACUCCCAAUAUUAUGAUUAAAACCCCUCUGCUUUUCUGUAUUGUUUCACUGCAUAUGUAAUGUAUCCCUAAA